Juglans microcarpa x Juglans regia is the source of this 1398-nucleotide messenger RNA. Its product is annotated as biotin carboxyl carrier protein of acetyl-CoA carboxylase 2, chloroplastic-like. The record is from RefSeq and is a predicted model, not a curated record. Gene Ontology annotation, biological process: fatty acid biosynthetic process. Gene Ontology annotation, molecular function: acetyl-CoA carboxylase activity. NCBI's taxonomy places the organism in Eukaryota, Viridiplantae, Streptophyta, Magnoliopsida, Fagales, Juglandaceae. The transcript is spliced from 7 exons. Gene Ontology annotation, cellular component: acetyl-CoA carboxylase complex. Bases 365 to 1180 code for a protein of 271 amino acids.
CUCUCUCUUCUCUGUUACUCUGGAGACAGCUUCUUUGUGUCGUGUCUUCGGUAGAGAAACCCAACGACAUUGUUGAGUUGUGGUUAGUUAAAAGGGCGAUGUUGAUGGCCGCCUAGUAAACAUCGAACACCUCCCCCACAUUUUCUUUUUCUCUUUCUCGGAUCUCUCAGAUAGUCUCUUCGAUCUCAUCGCCCACCUUUCCCCUACAAAAUCCCUUUAUUUUUUCGUUCCGUUUUCACCGCUUUUCAUUUUCCAUCUUGAGUAGAGAGACUAGAGAGAGCUAAGAACGAAGAAACCAUCGAAAUCACUUUCCACAUUUAUCUUAAUUUCUUGUUUUCUGUAUUCUAAUUUCCUCUCUCUCAUAAUGGCGUCGUUAACGGUGCCCUGCCCUAAAACCUUCUCCCUUCCCCGUCUCGGAUCCACGAAUAAAAGCCAGCACAAGCUGCUCUUCUUUCGUCGCGUGUCCAGUCCCACGCCGUCUGUCUUACUCGGAUCUUCGCUAAGCCAUAACUGGAAGCAAUACAGGGAUUGGAAGGUGUGUGCAAAGCUUAAUGAGCUUACGGCCGAGAAAUCUUCAAAUUCUGCACCCGUACUUCCAACGAUAUCUGGAGUUGUAUCACCAAAAGGGAAAGAUGAGUCGGCACAUCUUGAUCAAGAUACUGUUCAAGAUGAAUCGUCAUUCUCGGCAUUCAUGUCUCAAGUAUCCGAUCUUAUCAAGCUUGUUGAUUCAAGAGAUAUUGCUGAACUGCGGCUGAAGCAGUCAGACUGUGAGAUCUUAAUAAGAAAAAAGGAAGCUUUACAGCCAGCUACACCAGCUAGUAUGCCACCACCUCUACCACCCUAUGCAAUGCUUCCGUCUCCUCCUCCACCAGCAACGUCAGCUGCUCCUGCUUCAGCACCAGCACCUGCCUUACCUGCUCCUGCAAAGGCAAACACUUCGUCUCAUCCACCACUGAAAUCCCCCAUGGCUGGAACAUUCUAUCGUUGUCCUGGACCUGGUGAACCACCAUUUGUCAAGGUAGGAGAUAAAGUCCAAAAAGGUCAGGUCAUUUGCAUCAUUGAGGCCAUGAAACUGAUGAAUGAAAUUGAGGCUGAUCAAUCUGGAACAAUAACAGAGAUUCUUUUAGAGGAUGCGAAACCAGUUAGUGUAGACACGCCUCUUUUUGUCAUUGUACCGUGAGUUACUUGGUGACGUCCUCCUCCAAACUUCUGUGUGGUAGUCACUCUUUUGGGUUUAAUUUUCAUUGGAUUGUCAGAAUUUAGUAAUGUUUCUGUUACUCUGUAAUUUCUUAUUUAAUAAGGUUUGAUUAAGGAUAUUUAUUCUCUGUUAACGUUAUGAUUACUACGUGUCAUUUACGGCCAUAAAGUUGUAGAAUAUAAGAGUGGCAUUGGAACGUA